Messenger RNA from Gracilinanus agilis (Agile Gracile Mouse Opossum), 1873 nucleotides. It is a transcript of the gene SEC61A1, whose product is annotated as SEC61 translocon subunit alpha 1. The record is from RefSeq and is a predicted model, not a curated record. Gene Ontology annotation, biological process: SRP-dependent cotranslational protein targeting to membrane, translocation; post-translational protein targeting to membrane, translocation. Gene Ontology annotation, cellular component: membrane; Sec61 translocon complex. Bases 113 to 1543 code for a protein of 476 amino acids. Lineage: Eukaryota; Metazoa; Chordata; Mammalia; Didelphimorphia; Didelphidae. The transcript has 12 exons. Gene Ontology annotation, molecular function: signal sequence receptor activity; ribosome binding; transmembrane protein transporter activity.
CUCUUCCUCGCUCUCUCUCCCUGCGUUUUCCCCCCGGCUGAGCCUCUCCGUUCGCGGGCUCGGCCGCGGCCCCCGUCGCCUCCCCGGAGCUUGAACACACAGCGUCGCCGCCAUGGGCAUUAAGUUUCUGGAAGUGAUCAAGCCCUUCUGCGUCAUCCUGCCCGAGAUCCAGAAGCCAGAAAGGAAGAUCCAGUUUAAGGAGAAGGUGUUAUGGACUGCUAUCACACUCUUUAUCUUCUUAGUAUGCUGCCAGAUUCCUCUAUUUGGUAUCAUGUCAUCGGAUUCAGCAGAUCCUUUCUACUGGAUGAGAGUGAUCUUGGCCUCUAACAGAGGCACACUGAUGGAGCUGGGUAUAUCUCCCAUCGUUACCUCUGGCCUCAUCAUGCAGCUCUUGGCUGGGGCAAAAAUCAUCGAAGUGGGUGACACCCCAAAAGACCGAGCUCUUUUCAAUGGCGCCCAGAAGUUAUUUGGCAUGAUCAUUACUAUUGGCCAAUCUAUUGUGUAUGUAAUGACUGGAAUGUAUGGAGAUCCCUCUGAAAUGGGCGCUGGAAUCUGCCUCCUGAUCACCAUUCAGCUCUUUGUUGCUGGAUUAAUUGUCCUGCUUUUGGAUGAGCUCCUGCAGAAGGGUUAUGGUCUUGGUUCUGGUAUCUCUCUCUUCAUUGCUACCAACAUCUGUGAGACCAUUGUGUGGAAAGCAUUCAGUCCUACCACUGUCAACACUGGCCGAGGUAUGGAAUUUGAAGGUGCCAUCAUUGCAUUGUUCCAUCUGCUGGCUACACGAACAGAUAAAGUUCGAGCCCUUCGAGAAGCUUUCUACCGCCAAAAUCUCCCCAACCUCAUGAAUCUGAUUGCCACUAUCUUUGUAUUUGCAGUUGUUAUCUAUUUUCAGGGCUUCAGAGUCGACCUGCCUAUUAAAUCAGCCCGGUACCGUGGUCAGUACAACACCUAUCCCAUCAAGCUUUUCUACACCUCCAACAUUCCCAUCAUCCUUCAGUCUGCUCUAGUAUCUAAUCUGUACGUCAUUUCCCAAAUGUUGUCAGCUCGCUUCAGUGGCAACUUAUUGGUUAGCCUGUUGGGCACCUGGUCUGAUACUUCUUCUGGGGGUCCAGCUCGUGCUUAUCCAGUUGGUGGUCUUUGCUAUUAUUUAUCACCCCCAGAAUCCUUUGGCUCUGUGUUAGAAGACCCUGUGCAUGCAGUUGUCUACAUAGUAUUCAUGCUGGGUUCAUGCGCAUUCUUUUCCAAAACAUGGAUUGAAGUCUCAGGCUCCUCAGCCAAAGAUGUUGCAAAACAGCUCAAGGAGCAACAGAUGGUGAUGAGAGGACAUAGAGAAACUUCCAUGGUCCAUGAACUAAAUAGAUACAUUCCCACAGCUGCUGCAUUUGGUGGACUGUGCAUUGGCGCCCUCUCAGUCCUGGCAGACUUCCUCGGAGCUAUUGGAUCUGGAACAGGAAUCCUGCUUGCUGUCACCAUCAUUUACCAAUACUUUGAAAUUUUUGUCAAGGAACAGAGUGAAGUUGGCAGCAUGGGGGCUCUCUUGUUUUAAACUCUGCAUCUUCAUGGACCUAGAGGAGAGUAUUCUUGAAUUGUCCAAGAAGAGAAAAGAAAUAACCAAAAUCUUGUUACAAGAGCUCUUAUUGCAAGAGAACCACAUAUGCCAUGGUAGAAGAACUUUUGUUUAAUAGUACUUUCAAAUUUCAUAUGCUUUCAUUCCGACGUUUUUGUAUCAUAUGUGCACUUUGUAAAGUGCCAGAGAAUGUCCAAAAUGUUGUUUUUAAUUCUGGCAUUCGCAAAAAUAAUUGUAGAAAUGGGAUUUUCUUUAUUUGAUAUUUGUCUCCUGAGCUGAAUUGAUGUAAAUGAUUAAUCAUUUUCCAAA